Messenger RNA from Melitaea cinxia (Glanville fritillary), 1239 nucleotides. Its product is annotated as trans-1,2-dihydrobenzene-1,2-diol dehydrogenase-like. NCBI's taxonomy places the organism in Eukaryota, Metazoa, Arthropoda, Insecta, Lepidoptera, Nymphalidae. The record is from RefSeq and is a predicted model, not a curated record. The transcript has 5 exons. Bases 1 to 1002 code for a protein of 333 amino acids. Gene Ontology annotation, molecular function: nucleotide binding.
AUGGGUAAACAGCUGAAAUGGGGGAUCGCCGGAGCUGGAAUGAUCACCCAUGACUUUUUGACGGCGAUGGCAUCCUUGCCGGCUGAACAGCACAAGGUCGUUGCCAUCGCCGGCAAAGACCUAGAUCGUGUUCACAGAUUGGCCACGCUCCACAAUAUCAGCACCGCGUAUGAAGGUUACGAAUCGAUCGCGAGCGACUCCGACAUUGACAUUGUUUUCGUCUGCGUUCUAAAUUUACAGCACUUUGAUAUAGCAAAAUUAAUGUUAGAAAACGGUAAACACGUACUGUGUGAGAAACCUAUGGGUAUGACAUACAAGCAAACUAAAUAUCUAGUUGAUUUAGCGCGCGAAAAAAAACUAUUUCUCCUCGAGGGGAUGUGGUCGAGGUUCUUUCCUGCUUACGAUGCUUUAGACAAGCACAUUGCGAGUGGUGGGCUUGGAGAUGUAUAUCACAUAAACAUACAAUUUGGGGUUGAAAUUAACGACAUUGAGAGGAACUUAAUGAAAGAUUUAGGUGGCGGCGUGGUCUUGGACUUAGGUGUAUACAUGUUGCAACUUUUACAAUUCGUAUAUAAGGAGCCCCCGACCGACAUAAUGUGUGCGGGACACUUGAGCAAGACCGGCGUCGACGAGUCUAUAUCUUGCGCACUUAAGUACAAAGACGGGAAGACUGCGACCAUAGCGGCACAUACGCGGGCAACUAUGGCCAACAGAGCUGAAAUUACUGGAACUAAAGGAACUAUUUUGUUGGACUACUUCUGGUGUCCGACUGUCCUUCACAUAUCGGCGGCGAACAGCACAGAAUGGACCUUGCCCAAGGGCAAAUGUAAAUUUCACUUCCACAACAGCGCAGGCCUUAGCUAUGAGAUACAGGAAUGUUGGGACUGCAUCGACCAAGGAUUACUCGAAAGCCCUAAAAUGAGUUUGGAUGAAAGCAUACUUAUAUCGAAGUUGAGUGAUACGAUGAGAGCACAGUUGGGAGUGCUCGAUAGUGCACUUUAAACGUUAAUACAAAGUUCAAAAUAAGUAAAUAAAUACCAGUAUAGAAUAAAAUUUUAAGCUAAUCUCGGUAGAUAUGGAUGAUUACGAAAACAGAUAUGACGAUAUAAAAUAUGAAAUCCAAUAUUGAUGUUUACCGUACAGCUACAGUAUUUACCUCUUAACCAACUGUGAUCAAAGUGUGUUGUGACACUUAACGUGUGUUAUAUAUUUUAAAAAUAUACAUGCUAAUUUAUUGCG